This is a messenger RNA of Rhipicephalus sanguineus (brown dog tick), 829 nucleotides long. RefSeq lists its product as uncharacterized. The record is from RefSeq and is a predicted model, not a curated record. NCBI's taxonomy places the organism in Eukaryota, Metazoa, Arthropoda, Arachnida, Ixodida, Ixodidae. The coding region runs from base 146 to 829 and encodes 227 amino acids. The transcript is spliced from 7 exons. Gene Ontology annotation, biological process: symbiont-mediated perturbation of host defenses. Gene Ontology annotation, molecular function: amine binding.
GGAAGUAAACGCUCGGACAGUGAAAAUCGGCUUAUCUCUCUACCAACGACUUCGUUAAUCAUGAAAUUUUUAUGAAUAUCGUUCGGCUGUGAAAAAAUCAGAAUGCUUCUGGAAAGCGUGCUGAUGUAAGUAAGAGGUGUCAACGAUGAGGUACUGUGUUUUAACAGUGCACCUGAUGCAGGCAAUUCUUAUCAUUGUGGGAAUGUCCUUAUGUCUGGAAGUGGACGGCGUGGGUAUAGCUGUUCAAAACGGGACAUCUGAAUGCAAUGAAACGCUCCCUAUCGUAAGGGUAUUCAACACAACUCAGAGGUUAUGGUUGUACUGGAAAAAUUACACGGACAACAUGACAGAAAUGGAGGAAUCGCAAGAGUCCAACUGUACUGAUUGUACCACGACGCAGAAGUGUACAUUCAUUAAGAAAUAUAACAGAUAUAACAUUAGCGAUGAGGACUUCCUCUUCUGGUGGACCACAAUGAUAAUGGACGACAUGGUGCGUAUGCCUUGCUACGGGAAAUUCUCUUCAGAAGGCGGUGGCGGACUUGGAUCUAUGGACGCCUGGGUCUUCUCAAACGGCAGACUAGUCCCACUUCAAAAGAUGACGCUCAUGUACACGGAAAAGAAUUGCAGCGUGUUUUUUCUUUGGUAUCCAUGGAAUAACACUGAUGCAGAUUGCGAACUGUACGUCCGCAAUAAAGCGAUUCCUCAAGGGCCUUCGCUGAAUUGCUCGAAAUAUUACGACGAGCACUGCAAAAACAGGACUUUGGCAUCGUCGGUUAGACGCAUUCGUAUGCUGCAGUUCACAAUGGGCAAGCAUGGGCAGGUGGCCUAG